Molecule: messenger RNA, 1781 nt
Organism: Nomia melanderi (Alkali bee)
Lineage: Eukaryota; Metazoa; Arthropoda; Insecta; Hymenoptera; Halictidae
Source: RefSeq, a predicted model, not a curated record
CGUCUACAAUACAAACUUGACAAUGAGUUUGAGCUGGUGUUUGUUGUAGCAUACCAAAAAAUAUUACAAUUGUCCUAUGUAGAUAAAUUUUUAAACGACAUCCAUUUGGAAUUUAGAGACAGAUUUAAAAAUGAAUUGGAAAGGUCUCAAUGGUUUUAUAAUUUUGAAUUUCAAAGUAAUUAUGAGAAUAUACUUGCUUUGGCUGAACAAUGGGCACGAACACAGGCAAAAAUACCCAAACAAAUGCGUACAUUUGAUGAGAGUCAAAAAUCCAAAAAGACUGUGGCUAGCAUGAUUGAACGGAAGGAUGAUAAAGAUAAUAAAAAACAGGGUAAAAGGAAGAAAGGACUUAAUACUAAUAAAGAUGAUCAAAUAAAAGUUCAGGAGGUUCCAAAACAGGAUCUACAGAAUAACCAAACGAAUAAUCAUAAUCAUAAUGGGGAGAUAGAUGAAGAAGUUCUAAUCGCGAACCGUUUAAAAUUGGCUCAGAAACUGAGCGGUCAAAAAAAGAAAGUUGAUAAGCAGAAGAGCCCUAAACCGGAGAAGGCUGGCAAGAAACCUCGUGUGUGGGAAUUAGGUGGGACCACCAAGGACCUAGCUAUCUUAGAACGCACCAAAGAUAAGCCAGAAGAAAGCGGAGAUUACGUUGCAGCUGAUACAACAUUAGUGGGACGGAUGAAGGGUGGUAUUCGCGACUUAGAAGUAGAAAGCGAAUCGGAGGACGAAUCCGACCAGGAAAUUGUGAAUUCCAAACCGCAAGUACAAAAGAAAUCUGGUAGUAUGUUCUCCAUGUUCAAGAGCUUGGUUGGCAAUAAGAGCUUGAAACACGACGACAUGGCCCCGGUUUUGGACAAGCUGAAGGAUCACCUGAUCUCGAAGAACGUAGCAGCUGAUAUCGCUCAAAAGUUGUGCAGCUCUGUUGGCGUGAAAUUAGAGGGGAAGGUACUGGGUACGUUCGAUAGUGUGGCGAGCACCAUCAAAGCGAGCCUAACCGACGCACUAGUGCAAAUAUUGUCCCCGAAGAGGCGCGUCGACAUUUUACGAGAUGCGAUGGAAGCUAAAAGAAAUAAGAGACCAUAUGUGAUGACCUUCUGUGGCGUUAACGGGGUAGGAAAGUCGACGAAUCUUGCGAAGAUCUGUUUCUGGCUGAUCGAGAACAAUUUCCGUGUUCUGAUUGCUGCGUGCGACACUUUCAGAGCUGGCGCGGUUGAACAGCUGAGAACUCACACGCGCCAUUUGAACGCUCUGCAUCCGCCAGAGAAACACGGGAAUCAAACUAUGGUUCAACUCUAUGAAAAAGGAUACGGCAAAGACGCGGCUGGCAUCGCAAUGGAGGCGAUUCGUUUUGCCAAAGACUCGAAGAUUGACGUGGUCUUGGUGGACACUGCCGGCAGAAUGCAAGACAAUGAGCCGCUGAUGAGAGCCUUAGCCAAGUUGAUCAAAGUGAACGAGCCGGAUUUGGUUCUUUUCGUCGGCGAAGCUCUUGUUGGGAACGAAGCUGUCGAUCAAUUAGUAAAAUUCAAUCAAGCGUUAGCUGAUCAUAGUCAAUCUAACAAUCCUCAUAUCAUUGACGGGAUCGUGUUGACUAAAUUUGAUACAAUCGAUGAUAAGGUUGGCGCGGCGAUUUCUAUGACGUACAUUACCGGGCAACCAAUCGUUUUCGUUGGCACCGGACAAACGUACACGGACCUGAAAUCAUUGAACGCGAAAGCUGUAGUACACGCCCUGAUGAAAUAAUUGUUGAUUCUAUUAAUAAAAUAUUGAACUUGAUCAUUCUGAGA